Molecule: messenger RNA, 5236 nt
Organism: Danio rerio (zebrafish)
Lineage: Eukaryota; Metazoa; Chordata; Actinopteri; Cypriniformes; Danionidae
Source: RefSeq, a predicted model, not a curated record
AAAAAUUCAAAUAAAGUCUCCAAUAUUACAGAUUUCAUUUGACUUUCAGAGGUUUUCACAUACACAUUUCAGUGUUUGUAAACACAUGCGAAUGACUCUGUGAGCACACGACUGGAUUUGUGAUGCAUUAUUACCUGCGUGCAGAACAUGCUGCUAAUAAGAGCUUGGCGAUGAGGGGCUCACUGAGAAACUCAAUUACCUUUUAAUUAUACAAAUGAGAUCCUUAGAGGAACUGUGGAUCCUGAGGUCUAAGCAGCAGAAAAGCCUGCCGAUUAACCCCUGACCCUGAGACAGUGUAUAGCAUUAUUAUUCACAAAGGCAUGCGCAUUCGUAGGAUAUUCAUGAGGAGACUUUGUCUUUUAAAUACAAUGAUUCUUCCAGUAAACAUACACAUUUUAAAUAGAGCUUUUAUAUAGUUCUUAAUGGUGGAAUUCAACUCAAAAUUGUGCUUUGUCUCCAUCAAGUGUUUAUUGUGAAUUCCAAAUUCAAUGUUGUCGGGUUCGUAUUCAACACGUGACAAGCUAACAUUUAUUUACUCAACUGGACAUUGGUGGUUUAAUUCUCAACAUGCUCCAUAAAUCCUUUAGAGUCAUUAGAGAGAUUUAUGUGCUCUUUCUGUCUCUUGGGUCUCGCUCACAUUCCAGUGAAAUGAGGAUUGUGUUGUUACAGGCAUUCUUUGGCAGAGAAAUGAUCAUUUCCCGCUCUCAGCUUGUUUUAGUCAGAUAACACUCGGAUUGGGAGGGUUUCUCCUAUUAUGUUGUGGACUGUAUAGACAGACAGCUUGCAGAGAAAUGUGCGUGCUGCUUCAGAUUGCUACAAUGAAGUGUGUGUUUCUGCAUGGAGUUUUUCUUCUCUCACUGCUGUCUUCAGCUCCAAUUACACAUGCAGGGUCACUUAGGUCCAUCAGGUCAGCAUCUGAACCUGUGCAUUGCUUGUGGGGCUCCUGGUCCAGCUGGUCAGCCUGUGAUCGCUGCUCCAAAACACAGACACAGAUCCGCUUCGUAGCAGUCUUCUCUCAGUUUGGCGGUCAGCCUUGCACUGGAAGCUCAACUCGCACACAGACAUGCAUUUCGACUCAAGUCUGUCCCCUAGAGGAGGGAUGCGGAGGACGCUUCCGAUGCCAGUCUGGGAAAUGUAUCAGCCUGUCUCUGGUGUGCAAUAGUGAUCAGGAUUGUGAGGAUGGUUCAGAUGAGCAGAGAUGUGACAGUAAACCGAUCUGUAAAAUCUCUGAAAAUACUAAUCUGCAAAAACCUCCACCGAAUGUAGAGAUCACUGGUCAAGGGUUUGACGCGGCGAAGAGAGAAGCCAGAGGUACUGUCAUCAACACUAAGAGCUUUGGGGGUCUGUGCCAAAAGACCUUCAGUGGAGACCACAAAGACUUUUAUAGACUUCCUCAAAGUGUUCUCAGCUAUUCUUUUCAAGUAACAGCAAAAAAUGAUUUUACAGAUGAAUCCUUUGCCAGUUCGUGGCACUACUUACACCACUAUGAAAAACAUGAAAAAACUACAGGCACAGACUAUGGCCACGAUGAUUAUGUCUUCCAUGAUGAACUGUCACAGUCAAAGUCCAAAAAUCUGAUGAUUAUAAAGAGUGAUGUGGAAGUGGGCCAGUUCAAGAAUAAGGACCCAGAAUAUCUGCCACUUUCUGAAGACUUCUGGAAAGCUCUGGUGGCGCUGCCUGUUGUAUAUGAUUAUGCUGCCUACCGCAAUGUGCUGGAGAGAUUUGGCACCCAUUAUAUUUCAGAAGGCUCUCUUGGGGGCCAUUUUAAAUUAUACCUGAUGGCCAGCGAAGAUGUUAUUUCUAAACUGAAAUCUGAGAAAAGAGACUAUGAGGAUUGCGUUGUAACAAGCCAUUCAGUCAUGUUUUUUAUCCGGUGGUCCACAAAAACUUGCAAGACCGACACUAUUGAUGAAACCAAAACAUUUUAUAAAAGCAUACCAGAAAGUGAUAUGAAAACAGAUAUCAUUGGUGGAGAUCCUGGAUUUAUUGCAAAAUUGUCAAUGUUUUACAAAUAUGAUGUAAAAGAGAAUGCCAGGACUUUUUCCCAGUGGUCUGGAUCACUGAAGUACUAUCCACGCAUCAUCAAAUCUAAGCUCAGAUCUCUGCAUGAACUGGUGAAAGAAGUGCCGUGUGCAGGGCUGAAAAGGUUUCUCUUAAAGCGUGCAAUUGAGACGUACCUCACAGAGAAACACUCAUGUCAAUGCAGAGAAUGCCAGAAUAAUGGGCUGCGUGUGCUGGAUGGAAACGUCUGCAAGUGUGUGUGUAAACCGGGAACUAGUGGCCAAGCCUGCGAAUAUGGGACAGCAUAUGAUGAACAGCCAGGAGUGAUUCAUGGAGACUGGGCCUGCUGGUCUUCAUGGAGCAGCUGCAGUGGAGGACAGAAGAGUCGCAGACGCUCAUGCACCCGUCCUGCUCCAUCAGGUGGACGCGACUGCAUUGGGAACACUGAAGAGAGGACAGCCUGUGAAGAUGAAGAGGAAUUAAACCACCUGCGCUCAAUGGAGCCUCACUGCUUUGAUGAUUCGAUUAAACCCAGGGAAAGCUGUAAAACGCCGCCCUUCGUUCCUAAUGGCUUUGUUUUGUAUCCUAAAGAUGUGUAUCCGGUGGGCAGUAAGAUUGAGUAUACUUGUAUCGAAGGCUAUCAUUUGAUUGGCAAUGCUAUAGCUAAAUGUCAAGAAGAUCUGAACUGGCUGCAGUACCCAGUGGAGUGCAAGAAAACACAAUGUGAUCCUCCUCAGCUUCCUCCAGAUGUCACCGCAAACCCCUGGAAACUGAACUAUAACAUCGGUGAAGCCAUUGCUUUGUCCUGCCCUGAAGGCAAAGUCAAAGAAGGUCUGGAUGAGAUUCAGUGCAAUGCUGGCCUUUCCUGGUCACCACAACCAAAAAACACCAAGUGUCUCACAGUUUUAAAGCCGACGGUUGUGCCAGUGAAAUGCCAGCCAUGGGAGAACCUGGCUAAGGACAAAUGUGUGUGUAAAGUUCCUCACCAGUGCAAGUCUUCUUUAGAGGUGUGUGUGACUGAUGAGAAACGCGGUCGGACACAGAGGCUGAGUGUGUGUAAAGUACAGGCCAUGCGGUGUCUGGGUCAUCAGUACAGCCUCGCUGAAGACUCCGCCUGUCAGUGGACACAACCAUCAACCAAUAACUGUACACGCUGCACACUCGGAGAAACAUGCGACGAGCAAACAAACAGCUGCCGUUGUAAGACGAGUGAGGAUUGUUCAUCUCCGGACACCUGGAUCCACGUGUGUGUUAAGCAGGACAAAGCGUCUGCUCCAGUGACAAUGACUGAGUGUGAGGUUGCCAUGAGAAAGUGCAGAGGAGAAACCGUCCACAUAGUCAGCAUUCAGGCCUGCCAGUCAUAAAUGCAGAGCCUCACAGACCAAUUAAACAUUCAGACCACGCUUUAUAGUGAAAUCAGGGUGGCAUUUCUGUAUUCGCUUUCUUAGGCUUACAGAAUAUUAAUUCAAAACACAAUAAAUAUACUUUAGAAACAACAAAAUGGUUUGACAGGUAUACUUGAUUGUGUUUCUUUUUUUAUACAGAAAGUUUGGGCAGUAAAAGGAUAACAUCAGUUACAUCUUUUUGUAGGACAAUCCUCAGAGUCUGAGUACAUGAAUGGUUUGCAAGAGUGUAGUCAAAGACAACAUGAAUGUGGGCUUCCUAGUGAGUAAUUGCUUUUACCCCCACUGGAAGCGCUUCAAAAAUGACUACAGCUAUUUAAAUAUGUCAUGUCUUUUAUUGUAUAAAACAUGAUAAUAUGUUGAGCUUAUAUUAACAAAAAGAAAGCAUCUUAUAUUAACAGACAUUAUUUCAACCAUUUAAGAAAGAAAGAAUUAUACAAACAACUAUAAAAUGCAACUUAUUUUUGGCUCUUGGCAACUUUUUGCAGUGCAGUCAACAACAUUAUUGGUCUGUUUUCCUGAAGACAAGUGUAUGAUAAAAUGCUAGUUUUGACCAUUUGUUUACACAACAGGGCUAUUUUUGCGACCUGAAAAUUAAAUUGCUUUUAAACUUCAAGUAUAAUAUAAUAUUACGAUAAUUAUGGAGUCAAUCUAGGGCCAUAUAUACUUGCAAAAUAAAAGAAAGUCCUUUACAGAUAAUUAUGAGUUGGUUUAUGGUUUUUUUUUUUUUUUUUUGGAGAAAAAAAAACUACAAAAAAGCAAAAACAAACAAAUAAAGCAAAAACAAAUAAAUAAAUGCAAAUCUUCAAAAAUUGCAAAGCUAAAAUAAACUUUUGAGAAAUAAAAAUGAAAUUUGCAAACAAAAAAAGAACUGCAAAUAAAAAUCAUGCAGUGCAAAAAAAAUAAAUUAAAAAAAAAUAUAUAUAUAUAUAUUUGCAAUUUUAAAAAAACUAAAUAUAUUUGCAAAACAUAUUUAUAGCAUUGCCUUUACAAAACCUGUCCAGUCAGUUGCAAUGCACAUUUUGAUUUGCUUUUUAGUCAACCACUAUUUGCACUUCAUAUUUCUGCACGUUUCACCUUGUGGCCCUACUUGGGUAUUUACUGUAGGCCUGGACCUGCCUCCAUUAAAGCCAUGUCAUCACCUAGAGACACAGUAUCACCGAGGUGGUCUACAGCUCAGUAGGUCUGGGCCUGACGUAAACGAUAAAAGUUCCUUUGAUUCCGCCCUUCUAUCAAAUCAAGGCCACAAAGUGAAAUGCACAGAAACGUGAAGUGCAAAUAAUUAUGUUGAGUUUUAUUAUUAUUUUUUUUUUAGCAAAUGUUAUUUUUAUUUCUCAAAACUUAAUUUUAACAAAAUUAAUUUUUAUUUUACAUAAUUUUUUUUUUUUUUUUUUUGCUUUGUGAUUUUUGGAGAUUUGGAUUUAUUUAUUUAUUUUUGCUCAAUACUUUAUUUUUUGUUUGCAAAACUUUCUUUUAUUUUGCAAGUAUAUAAGGCCCUAGAUUGGCUCUAAAGACACAUUGAUUACUGAGGCUUCAAAAUAUGUUUUUAGUUGUGCAAAUAUGGAAUCAGCAUAAUUAUGUGUGCGCGAGCACUUGGCACAAUCUUGAUUGUUUUUAUCUUUACUCAGUCAAAACAUUUUCAUGUGUUUAGCCACGUAGUGCUUCAAUACAAAGUAACAUUGCCAUCUACUGGCCUGGCAUGCAUAAUACAUCAUUUGAUGUGGAUUUUGUAUGCAGAACUUUUUGUGUGCAGAAAUUUUUUUUUAAAUGCUGUUUUAGUGCAUUGUUGACAUGUAAACAAUGUACAGACAAAAAUAAAGCUUAAUAACAUA